Messenger RNA from Austrofundulus limnaeus, 1290 nucleotides. RefSeq names its product transmembrane protein 88 b (gene tmem88b). Gene Ontology annotation, molecular function: PDZ domain binding. The transcript is spliced from 3 exons. Lineage: Eukaryota; Metazoa; Chordata; Actinopteri; Cyprinodontiformes; Rivulidae. The record is from RefSeq and is a predicted model, not a curated record. Gene Ontology annotation, cellular component: plasma membrane. The coding region runs from base 328 to 1017 and encodes 229 amino acids.
GGGUGAAAAAAAAGGAGGAGGGCACAGAAGUUUGACAUACUUAAGACAAAGACCAGGACUUGUGAGCUUCAGUCUUUUCUGCACAUCACCAGCAAAUCCAUUGGAAAAUUAAGGAAAACAACUGUGAGCAGAAAAUACAAGAGCAGAAACUGGAGAGAUAAAACCAGGAAACUGCACUAGGGGGAAAAAAAGGUCCACUAAAAUAAUAAAAACAGUUUGUUGAAGUGACAGUGAGUCUUUAGAGGAGCGAGGGAUCUGAAGACGAGGAGCAACAACCUGGAGGAGGAACAGCAAGAGGUCCAAAGGGCCCAGCAGCACAGCUUCACCAUGAGUGUGAGCGGGACCCUAGACAAGGGCGCGCACCAUCAGACCCUGGACCUGUCUGAGGAGCUGCCGCCUCACCUCCACCACCACUCCAACCACCAGCAGCAGCAGCUUCAUCUUCAUCACUCCAACUCUCUGGCCUCCACCGCGGCCGUGGGCGGAGGCCGGGAAACGCCGUCACGCGUGGUCAUACCCCCGCCUUAUUCUGCGGCUGAGAGCGGGGGUGGGGGCAGCGAGGCCCCCCUGGAGCUGCGGGGCUCGCUGGACUGCUGGGCCUGCUCGGUGUUGGUGACGGCCCAGAACCUGGUGAUCGCCGCCAUCAACGCCUGCCUCGCCGGCCUGGUGUUCGGCACCAUCCUGACGCCGGCCACCGUCAUGGUCGUGUUCGGCUUUCUUUGUCACUCUACGGUCCGCCCCCACGGCACCACGCCCUACUGCUCGGACCUGCUCACAGACGGCGGCUGCGUGGCCCUGCUGGUGGUGGGGUUCCUCCUGGUCACCCCCCUGCUGGUCCUGGCGCUGGCCGCGUACUGCCGCCUGGCCCGCCACCUGCAGCUGGGCCUGUGCUUCAUCCCGUACAGCCGGGCCGUGUACAAGAACCUGCCGGCCACCCAGCACCGCGGCCUGGGCACCGGCUGCUGCGGCGGGAGGGACGGAGGCGACUACGGCGGGAAGGGGAAGGUCUGGGUGUGAGGCAGGAGGUGGGGCGGGGGGACCGUUAGUUAAAACUUAUAAAAAGGGAAGAUGAACAAACAGGAAGUAAAUAAAACAUCUAAAGGCUCAAUCCCAUUUCACACAUUCCCUCUACAGUUUGUGACUUGAGAGGACCAGAAGCUGGAAGUUGAAGCCGUUUAAAACGAGCGCCCCCUGGUGGCUGCUUGCUAGCUAUUAAGUCCCGCCCCUUUAUAUAAACUUACUGGAUAUUUGCCUCAAUAAAAAAUAAAAAUACACUCAGAUUGUUUUCAA